Messenger RNA from Tripterygium wilfordii, 673 nucleotides. RefSeq lists its product as uncharacterized. NCBI's taxonomy places the organism in Eukaryota, Viridiplantae, Streptophyta, Magnoliopsida, Celastrales, Celastraceae. Bases 46 to 477 code for a protein of 143 amino acids. The transcript is spliced from 3 exons. The record is from RefSeq and is a predicted model, not a curated record.
UGUGUGUAUUUCAAUUCACUGGAGCCUCGUCACCAAAGAGCAAAUAUGAAGACAUUUGCUAGAAAGGGAAAUGGAAUUGCAAAGCAGAGGAGUCUGCGGGUUCAAUGCAAGAGACUUCCAGGUCUUGUGAGCAGAAGGCAUUGUGGAGUGAGAAAGCGCAGAAGACAUACGAAUAGGGAAUUGGAGAGGAAAAUAAAGGCUAGGAUCGGGCAGCUGAAGGCGGAGAUGGUCGAGAUUGGGGAGGAACAACAAUGCAUAAAAGAGGGGCAAAGACAGGUGAGAAACAAGUAUGAGGAGAUUGAGGCUGAGCGAGAGCAACUCAAGAGGGAAAUGGAGGUCAUUGCCAAGCAGAGUGCGAGCAUUCAAUUGCGUCUAAAUUUGAUGUUCGGAAUCGUGAAAGCAAGAGGUCAAAACGAUUAUGUUUUGGUUGAUAAACUUACUCAGUCACUACGCGAUUUAGUAGCGAAGGCAGAAUGAGCAAAUGCAGUGACGAAUAAUGAUACAAUUAUUAAUAUUACGUACGAGAAGAUUAAAUAAUCUGCAGUACUGUUCACUUCAAAUUUAACUAGCAGUGUCGUCUGGUAUCUUGUACUUUCUUUCCAUCAGUAUUGUUUUCUGGACCCUGUGUGAAUCAUCUUAUGUUAUUUUUACUAGCGCUGUUUUUUUUUAGAAU